CAUAAAUGAAAUCUAAAGUUGAAUCUCAAUAAGAAGAAUCAAAUACAGAUAACGACUUUUCUGAAAUGUCUGAUACAUAAGUAAGAAGAAGAGGUCCUCCUAAAAAACCAAUAACUAAAAAUAAAUUACCUAAUCUAGAAAGAAAUGUCCCCAUUAUUAUUAAGAAUAAUAAUUUUGUCAUAAGAACUAUUUGGACAAUUGUUAUGAUUCUGGGUUUUAUGGCUGUUUUAUGGGCAGGCCACAUCUAUAUUAUUGGAUUGGUACUUUUAGUUAACAUUGGAAUAUUUAAAGAAAUCUUGGGAUUAAAAAGAAAUUAUGAGAAAGAGGUUAAUGUAAAAUAUUCACCAAUAAUUAAUUGGUACUUUUUUGGGAUUGCCACAUUCUUUUGUUAUGGAAAAUUAUUACAAUCUAAAUUAUCAGAAUAUGCAUUUAGAAUGCAUAUUUUGUCAUAUAUUUUGAAUUACCAUAAUAUUAUAACAUUUAUGUUGUGGGUAGCAGGUUUUUUGAUGUUCACACUUUCACUUAAAAAAGGAUAUUAUCGAUAUUAAUUUAGAAUGUUUGGAUGGACACAUAUUACAUUAAUACUUGUAGUUGCAUAAAGUUCAGUCAUGAUCAUGAAUAUUUUUGAAGGUAUCUAUAAUUAUUAUUAAUUUAAUAGGAAUUGUUUGGUUUAUAUUACCAUGUUCAUUAGUAAUAACAAAUGAUAUAUUUGCAUAUAUAUUUGGAGUUUCAUUUGGAAAAACUCCACUUAUAGAACUAUCUCCAAAGAAAACAUGGGAAGGCUUUAUAGGAGGUUGUUUCUCAACAUUAAUUGCUUCUUUUUGUGUAAUUUGUAUUUAAUUAUCAUAGUUUGCAUAUUUUCUUUAAGGAAGUCAAUAUUUGACAUGUCCAUAGCAUUAACUACCUUUUUCUCCAUUUGCUUCAUUAACAUGUGAAAUCCCUAGUGUUUUCAUCACUAGUUAAAGAUAAUUACCAUUUUCUAUAUUAGGAAUAGAUUUAAUCUAUUUUAGCGAUUUCUAAAUUCAUGCUAUGGUUUUUAGUUUAUUUACAAGUCUUGUUUCACCAUUUGGUGGUUUCUUUGCAUCUGGAUUUAAGAGAGGAAUAAAAAUCAAGGAUUUUGGUGAUACAAUUCCAGGACAUGGGGGAAUUACUGAUAGAAUGGAUUGUUAAAUUUUAACAGGAAUGUUUUCUUACUUAUAUUUACACUAAAUUGUUUUACCCAAAGCGGUGACAUUAGGCACAGUAUUAGGUUAUGUUUCUUAACUAUCUAAUUAUGAUCAAUAAGAAUUAUUUGAACAACUUAAAUAAACAUUGUAAAUUGAUUAAUGA
Messenger RNA from Paramecium sonneborni, 1329 nucleotides. The record is from the annotation of a GenBank genome assembly. NCBI's taxonomy places the organism in Eukaryota, Ciliophora, Oligohymenophorea, Peniculida, Parameciidae.